AUGGCCGGACCAGACGAAUGGCUAACAACAAUAAAAAAAUGCCAUUUUUUAUCCGAAACAGACAUGAAAAAACUUUGUGAAAUGGUUAAAGAUCUAUUAAUGGAGGAGUCCAAUAUACAACCUGUACACACGCCUGUCACAGUUUGUGGUGACAUUCACGGUCAAUUCUAUGAUCUGUUAGAACUAUUCCACGUUGGUGGAGAGAUUCCAGACACCCAUUAUAUAUUCAUGGGUGAUUUUGUAGAUAGAGGUUAUUACAGUUUAGAAACAUUCACACUAUUGAUGGUUUUGAAAGCAAGGCAAGAGAGAAUGAAUAUUCACGGAAUUCAUAACAAAAUCACUCUUUUGAGAGGUAAUCAUGAGAGUAGGCAGAUCACACAGGUGUAUGGGUUUUAUGAUGAAUGUCAAACAAAAUACGGAAGCCCAAAUGUUUGGAAGUACUGUUGCCAAGUGUUUGAUUAUUUGACUCUAGCUGCUAUUGUUGAUGGGCGUAUCUUAUGUGUUCAUGGUGGUUUAUCGCCCGAAGUUCGAACAUUAGAUCAGAUAAGGACGAUACCUAGAGCCCAAGAAAUUCCACAUGAAGAUUUAAUGUGGUCUGAUCCCGAAGACAUUGAUACAUGGGCUGUUAGUCCACGAGGAGCUGGCUGGUUAUUUGGAGCAAAAGUGACGAAUGAGUUUAAUCAGGUUAACGACUUAAAUCUAAUAGCUCGAGCGCAUCAAUUAGUACAGGAGGGUUAUAAGUAUAUGUUCCCUGAUGAUAACCUAGUUACUAUUGAUGAAAGUAGUUUUAAAAUUUUUAACGCUGUUCCUGAUCAAGAAAGGUCAAUCCCACCGAGAGCUGGUGCGG
This is a messenger RNA of Scutellospora calospora, 847 nucleotides long. The record is from the annotation of a GenBank genome assembly. NCBI's taxonomy places the organism in Eukaryota, Fungi, Glomeromycota, Glomeromycetes, Diversisporales, Gigasporaceae.